AUGCCUUGGUGGGGUAACAAAUCCAAAGACUCCGCGGAGCAACAGAAGGAGACGCCUAAGAACGAAUCCUUCGACGCCAACAAGCUCCCCGCGCCUGAACGGCUUCCCAAGGCACUGCAAAGGAUUGUCGACAGCGCAGACGAAGACUCGGGAUUCUUUGACGGAAUAACCGAGGGAUACGGCCCCAACUCUACCGACUCCAACCUUCGCUAUGCUGCCUACGGAGCACGAAUACGGACAAUUCUCCUCUCCGCCCACCGUUAUGUUGCCUAUACCUCGGACAUUGGCGAGUCGUUCCGACCGGUAGCUCACCCGAACCUUGUCCGCGCAGCCUACGGCGUGUCGUGGCUCUACCUCAUCGGCGAUGUCUCACACGAAGGAUACAAGUCCUACUGGCACAACCAGAGUGUGCUCAACCCGCAGGUGCAGCUCACGCCGCAGCAACAGAAAAUUGCUGGAAUUUCAAGCCAGGCGCUUGAUGCGAAACCCGGCGUAGUCCCUCCAUUGGAAGAUUAUCGCACCGUCAUGGUGCAGCGCGCCAUCUUCCAGAGCCUAGCUAGCAUGGGCCUGCCAGCAUUUACCAUUCACAGCGUGGUGAGGUACUCGGGCAGAGCAAUGAAGAACAUGAAGAACAAGACCAUUCGGACCUGGGCUCCCAUUGGCUUGGGUCUCGCUGUUGUUCCCUUCCUCCCCGCCAUGUUUGAUGAGCCAGUCGAGAAUGCGGUUGAGUGGGCAUUCCACAAGGGAUUCCAGGCGUUUGGAGGCAAGGAAUAUGUUGGAAAUGCGCCGGUGACUGGGAGAGAGGACUUGUUAACGAAGAAGCCGGUGAAGGAGAAGGAGCUGUAA
Messenger RNA from Ilyonectria robusta, 846 nucleotides. Its product is annotated as mitochondrial 18 KDa protein-domain-containing protein. NCBI's taxonomy places the organism in Eukaryota, Fungi, Ascomycota, Sordariomycetes, Hypocreales, Nectriaceae. Gene Ontology annotation, cellular component: mitochondrion. The transcript is spliced from 2 exons. Gene Ontology annotation, biological process: mitochondrial fission. Bases 1 to 846 code for a protein of 281 amino acids. The record is from RefSeq and is a predicted model, not a curated record.